Molecule: messenger RNA, 5400 nt
Organism: Brassica napus (rape)
Lineage: Eukaryota; Viridiplantae; Streptophyta; Magnoliopsida; Brassicales; Brassicaceae
Product: endochitinase CH25-like
Exons: 6
Coding region: 4113-5120 (335 amino acids)
Biological process (GO): carbohydrate metabolic process; cell wall macromolecule catabolic process; defense response to fungus
Molecular function (GO): chitinase activity; chitin binding
Source: RefSeq, a predicted model, not a curated record
UACGAAACGCAUCACUUCAUUUAUUCUUAAUAUUUGUUGGGCUUUUUUGGUUAAGCUUAUAUAAUUAGUGUUUUUGGGCUGAUAAAUUUGUAUGGUUAAGUUGGCCCGAUGGCCCAUGAACAGAAACCUAAAUCUGAUGAAGCAAAAAGUCUGUGUGACGAUUCCAUUAGAGAGACUGAGAUGCAGAAGUCUGUGUGCCGAUUCCAUUGGUUGGGUUUCGAUCAGUCCUUUCGACUUCUGUCCAUCCAUCGAAACGAGAUAGCUUCUGGAUCCAUCGCAGUAAACAAGAUACUACGUUUCUCAAAACAAUGGAAUUCAACAUCAACAAAACUGUCACAGCAUGGGAAGAAAUGUUUAAUUGAAGAAUGAAUUUGGAACAGAUCGCAUUAUAAAGAUUUCAGGUUCAAAGAGUUGGUCAACAUCAUAAUGCACUAUCCUCAAGGGAAUCAUGGAAUUUAUAAAGAUGGAAGGCCUAUUUAUAUCAAGAGCCUAGGACAAGUCAUCCCGGUCGAUGUCCACACAUCAAAAGUGUCAAGGUUAGAUAUGUGGUUCCGAGUGGAGCUUUGGUUGGUAUCUACGAGGACCUUGAGCUCAGGGAUGGGGGAUCAAACUACCUUGGGAAGUGUGUCUCUAAAGUGAGAAACUACAUUGUCUGUGAGAGAAGUAUUAUCCGAUUUGUUUCCUUUUUUUUUGUUGAUGUCGGCUGUUGGCAAUGUGAACUCGAUCAUUGGCCCAGCGUUAAUCUUUCCUUGAUUUAUGUUUAGUGCUACAAAUUUGUUUCUAAAGCUGUUUUUUCACAUUCAUGUGUUUUUUUGUUUUUGCAGGAUCCAAGAUCAAACUCAGCAGACUGAUAUUGACAACUUCGUGGUCUCUGGAGUGAUGGAACCCAAAACGAUCCGGGUUGGUGAAAUCAAAAGCUUGUAGCCAAUUGUAUCCUUGCUGUGUGCAAAGCUGGGGUCAUUGACUCAUUGUUUAUGGCAUUCUCUCUACAAAGCGAAGGUAGGAGAGCAAAAGGUAAAAAUAAAUUACAUGAUAGGGUAAUGUUCGGCACCAACAAAGAUGAGGGAAAAAGACAAACAAUAAAAAGAAUUAAUGAUUACAUUUUUUACGUUUUUUAUGGUAAGAUAAUUUUGUAAAUUUUAACAAAAAAAGAAAAUAGUAGAGUUGGUAUAACUAUAGUUAAAUUUCUGAUUUGUAAAUUUCUAUCUUUUGGCUUAUUGCAACAGUCAUUGUACUCUAAGGGAUGUGGUACAAUAGCAUGUUUAUACGUGUCUAUAUUCUGAGUCAUGAAAGCUUUGUAAACUACUUACUUGGCUCUACUUAAGAGCCAAAACCAAUGUCUGCUGACUCUUUCGAGGAUUACAAUCAAGAAGAAAAAUAAAGAUUAUGCAACAAUUACUUUUACGUGGCUCUCUCCGAGAAGUAACAGCAGAGGAAAGUGUCAAUGAGAAGAGAAAUACAAACAACAUGGAUGCAUUGAUGGUUCCAUAGAUUAUAUGAUUCUCUAUAUCUAUGUAAACUAAUUGGCCAUCCGAACAAUUUAACUAAGUUUUACUAAGAAAAUUUUAUAUGCUUUGUAAAGUUCUUUAUGAACUUAACCAAAAAAUAUAUUGGUUUAAAUUCCAUUAACGUAAAGAUACAUUUUCUUUUCUAGUCUACAUAUUAUGAUUUUAAAGUAGCUAUUGGUUUGAAUCUAUUUUAUUAACUUAAUUUCAUAGUAAUAUAAUUUUUAAAACUUCUAAAUGAAUGAGUGUUACUUAAUCCGAGAAUGUAGUACGACCUUGGCUGGUUUAUUUGAUAAAAGUUGGGAUGAUAUGGUUUAUUUGAUAAAAGUUUUAAUAGAAUGCGUGUAUACUUAAAUAAUCAAUUUCAGAUUGUUAUGUUAUUUAACUAACUUUAGAAAACAAAUUGUAAUAUUGGUUUCGUACUGAAAGUUUUUGGGGGGGUUUUUUCGUAGUUUGAGGUUGUUUCGCCCUAGAGAGAAACUCUCUCAGACCCGCAUCCCAAGGCGCCUCCGAUGGAUCUCCCCUGCUUCAGCCACGCUGCUCCUUCCUCCUCCCUCUGAAGCAGCCAUGUUCCUCUCCAUGGCUAUGAUGGUCACUACUCCUCCGUCAUGUAUCCGGCCCCCUCCAGAUCCGCAGCCGUCGUCGUGUUUGAACGUCCCGCUUGAAGGUCUCUCUCCCGUCAUCCCUCCGGAACCACCAGACCCUCCAGACGUUACUCUUCUCCCGAUGUUACUCUCCUCACACCGCUCCUCCGCUCACCAUGUUCCCUUCCGGGCCGGAUUUCACCACGCCGUCGCCGUUUCCUCUACACUUGCUCUCGUCCCUGUUGUGUCUCCUCUUGGUGUUAGAAACGCCGGAGCUUCUCAGCUCGAGGGAGGCCUCACCGGAUCUGGUCGUUCUCACCUCUUCGAUUAUAUGCAUUGCCAGCCAGAUCUAAUACCUGCUACGCCACCGCCUCCUGGACGAGUCACUACCGGACGUGAGACUAGCUCUCCGCUCCGUAGUCGCGCCUCUCCUAUGCAAUCACCACAAGAAGCUCGCCCAUCUGAAAAUCCCGACUCUAGCUCGUUCAUUCAAAGCUUGUUUGAGUCCGACGACUGGCAAUUUGGCGUUUGUUCGGCCAAACCUUCAUGGUUCCUUCACGGUAAUGCUGGAACUAGAAGCUCUUGUCUUGACUCAUUGCUCAUCGUUGCUUUAGAAGUUCUCGUCAAGCCUCAUUAUAUUUUCAAUGUCGUGAAUAUAGUCAUCUACUCAUUACUGGAUUCACAUAGUCCAUCUAUUCUAGUCAAUGCCAAAUCAAGUCAGUUAGGACUUUGUUUUCUAUACGGUCAUGGAGCUUCUCACCAAAAGCUCUUGUCGGUCAUCAUUCCAACCGUUGCUUACAGGUGUAUCAACGUCAUUUUCGACUAUCAGUUCGCUUUAGAGAAAAAGAUGAAGUUUCUCCAUGGGACUCUUUAUACCGCUGAGCUUGACUCGCCCCUUGAAAGCUCUAUCUUUCAAUGUUUUGUAAUGCUUUUUAUUAUCAUCCCGCCGUCGAGCAUGGCUCCGGGAUCUUCUACUUUGAUUGUAAACUCUGUUGCUCUCUGAGCUUUUAUAAUAUAAGUUGUGACAAAAAAAAAAAACAAAUUGUAAAUUGAUUCAUUUUUCACAUUAUCAAUCAAUAGGUUUAAAAAUGUAUAAGAAAGUACCAACACAUUCACAAACAAAUAUAUAAGAAUGAAAAAUAAUUCAUAAUUUAUGUAUUAAAUUUCAACUGUAGUGACAUGCAUUUUUAUUUUACUUAAUUUUAUAAUAAAAAUAUAACAAACACUAAAAAUUUAAAAUAAUUGCAUUAAUGAAAAAUGAAAGCUUUUUAUUAAUUUAUCAAACCUUUGAUUUCUAAUAAGAACAACAGAAACAAUAGUAAAAAAACUGCAUAUUUUUACACAUAUAUGAAAAUACAAUAUAUCUUAUCUUUUAAUUGAUCUUCACUUGCUUAACAAAGAUUAAUAUAGACAAAGAUAAGUUAAUAAUAACAUCAAUUACAAUAAUUGAUGUUAAAACAAAUAUUUUGUAUCAUUUGUUAAUAAUUAUCUCAAAUUAAUAACAUUUGUUUUUCUGAUAUUAUUUAUGUGAUGUAAUAUAUAUGAUCUUUUUUGGUAGUGUAUCAUAUACAUCUCUUGCAAAUGCAAACCUAAAACAGAAACCACAAAAUCAUACAAAAAAUAAUAAUCUAAAUCGCAAGUAAAGUAUAUCUUGCCCGUAGGACGGGCUGACCCUACUUAUCAAUACAAUAAUUUUAACCAUGACUCAUUGGAAAAAAAUCAUUAGAAUAGGAAGAGAAACCUUAUAAUAACUAAUUAAUCAUGUGUAUAAUUUGGUCUUGAGUUAUUAUAAAAUUAAAUGGGAGUCUUUCGUCUAAUGCGCUACCUUAUAAUAAUUCAUCUCGAGAUCACAAUUUCUUCUUUUUAUGUGUGAAAAAGUUGAUCGUGAACCCACGAUACUACACGGUCACAUGUCUUAUAACUAUGGAUUAAAUUUAACAUUCAUUGAUUGUAUAACUAUGCAUAGUAGUAGUAUAAAUACCCCCUACUUGCCUCAGUAAGAAACCAUCAAAAUCAGAGCAAAAUGAAGACUUUACUACUUCUCUUACUCAACUUCUUGUUUCUUUUAUCAUUUUCUUCAGCCGAGCAAUGUGGUCGACAAGCGGGAGGUGCCCUCUGCCCCAACAAUCUAUGCUGCAGCGAGUACGGAUGGUGCGGUUCCACCGAAGCUUACUGUGCGCUGCCUGGCUGCCAGAGCCAGUGCACUCCCAGUGGUCCUCCUCCUCCCCCUCCACCUCCUCCUGGUCCUCCUCCUCCUGAUCCCACCGGCGGUCUUACUGAUAUCAUAACAACAUCUCAGUUCGAUGACAUGCUUAAACAUAGGAACGAUGCCGCUUGUCCCGCUAGAGGUUUCUACACUUAUGAUGCCUUUAUCACCGCCGCUAAAUAUUUCCCCAGCUUCUGCAACAAUGGAGACACUGCCGCAAGGAAGAAAGAGCUCUCUGCCUUCUUUGGUCAGACUUCCCACGAAACCACCGGUGGGUGGCCAACAGCACCAGACGGACCAUAUGCAUGGGGAUACUGUUUCAAGGAAGAGGUGAGUCCUUCUUCAGACUACUGUUCACCGAGCGGAACGUGGCCAUGCGCACCUGGCAAACGUUACUACGGAAGAGGGCCGAUGCAGCUGUCGUGGAACUACAACUACGGACAGUGUGGAGCAGCCAUUGGAGAAGACUUACUCAACAACCCUGACCUUGUCUCCAACGAUCCAGUGAUCUCUUUCAAAACCGCGAUUUGGUUCUGGAUGACUCCUCAGUCUCCAAAACCUUCGUGCCAUGCCGUGAUCAACUGCCAGUGGCAGCCUUCACCCGCAGACAUUGCGGCCGGGAGAGUACCGGGUUACGGUGUGACAACGGAUAUCAUUAACGGUGGAUUAGAGUGUGGACAUGGCCCAGACCCAAGGGUCAUUGAUAGGAUUGGGUUUUAUCAGAGGUACUGUGGCAUCUUCGGUGUGAAUACUGGAGAUAACCUUGACUGUUUCAACCAAAGGCCCUUUGCUUCUUUUAAAUCUUUCCUCGACGCUGCUAUGUAAUAGCAGCAGGUAACCUUGAUUGUUACAAUCAAAGGUCCUUUGCUUCUGUUAACUCCUUCCUCGACGCUGCUAUGCAAUAGCAGCAGCUUUGUAUGUGAAAACAAUAAGGGAAUACCCAACUAAAUAAAACGGAGGAGUAAUAUUUGCGAUGUUUGCUAUCAGGGACGUUUGGGUUCGGUUCGGAUAUAUUCGGAUUUCGGGUUUUCAGGUUUUCGGGUUUAAAGAUUUCAGUCCUAUUCGGGUAUUUCUAAAUUUUGGUUCGGGUUCGGGUUCGGUUCGG